Patella vulgata (common limpet) is the source of this 2770-nucleotide messenger RNA. Its product is annotated as mitoguardin. The coding region runs from base 188 to 1735 and encodes 515 amino acids. The record is from RefSeq and is a predicted model, not a curated record. The transcript is spliced from 12 exons. Gene Ontology annotation, biological process: mitochondrial fusion. NCBI's taxonomy places the organism in Eukaryota, Metazoa, Mollusca, Gastropoda, Patellidae.
UGCCAGUUUGGUAAUCCCCUAUGUAGUUUAGUGUUUCGAUGCCGAGCCCGUCUAACCGUGGCCCCCUCUUACUUCACUAUUCUACUUAGUCCAACUGUGUCAUUAAGGCGUGGAUUUGUUCGAAGAUUUGCAGUUUCAGAUCUGGUCUCGGGAAGAGUAAGUUGUUAGUGUUGAAUGAAUUGUUAAUAUGUUAAAAAAUUUCGCCCACCUUCAACAACGGUUACCUAAGAUACCCAACAUCAAUGUUAAUUUAAGAAAACCAGUUAAAUUGACAGUAAUUAGUGUCACUCUUGGGUUAGCUCUAAUUGGUUUCUUGUCUGCUUAUUUUCGACGAAGAAAGAAUCAGAAAAAAUUUCCAGAGAAAGUCAAGGCUCAACUAAAAUUACAAGCGAAAUACAAUCUGCCAAAGACAUUUUCUAAUGGAGAUGUACAUGGAAGAAACAUACAUGUAUUGGGAGCAAGUCCACUCGAAACCUUAUUACGGAAACAAAAAUCAUUAUCAGGAUCAUUGUCUAGUCUAGGAGGUGUUUCUACAACAUCCACCAUUACACAUUCAGGUGUUGAUAUGGGAUCAAUGACCCCUCUACAACUCUGUCAACUAGGUAUGGAGAGAUUGUCAGGUGCUGUGUCACUAUGGGAAGAUGCCAUUAUGAGAUUGUCAUACCUUGACGACCAACCAUACCUAGCUAUACCUGACCCAGACACUGCAGCGUUACAGCAUCGUUUAGAGAGAUUAUUGGAUAUGGGGUAUAAGAUGCAGGAUAACUACGAACGCCAGUGUGAACGCCAUGCAGACCAUUUUGCAUUAGAGACAGCGCUAUCAGCUUUUACAGAAGCCAAUAUGGCUCUUCGGGAACGACAAAGAAGUUUAGAUGGUGAUUCUGGUAGUGAUCAAGAUUCGUUUGUUUCUGCUACUGAUAUGGCUAAUUUAUCUGAUUUAGAAAAUCAUCGUGAACUAUUCCACUAUUUACCUCUAUAUGAAGCUGGUUUGAUGGAAUUAAAGUAUGGAAAUAUUACUUGUAGAACUUUACGGACUGAGAUGACACAGUGUUUAUCAGAUACAGAAUUUCUAGCUAAACUUCACUGUCUUAGAUUAGCUUCUGAUGAAUUGUUUCGAGAUGAUACAACACGUGAUUGGUUUAUAGAAAUGGGUAGAACUAUAAUAGGUGAUCUAUUAAAACAAUGUGAUAAGGAUCCAGAAGAUUUUUAUUUAAACUAUGAUAAAACAAUAGAAUUUAUAAAAGACCCUGUUAACUCGUGGAAAAUAGAGGAUGAAUUAAAAGGCAGAGGGGUAAAACUGAUGACAUAUUAUGAUAUUGUGUUGGAUUUUAUUAUGAUGGAUGCAUUUGAUGAUCUAGAAGGUCCGCCAUCUACAGUAACGGCUGUCGUGCAGAAUCGAUGGCUUUCAAACGGGUUUAAAGAAACAGCUUUAUCUACAGCUAUAUGGUCAGUUUUAAAAGCCAAAAGAAGAAUGUUGAAGUUUUCUGAUGGUUUUAUCGGUCAUCUGUAUAGUAUAUCAGAACAUGUCAGUCCAUUAUUAGCUUGGGGUUUCCUCGGACCAGAAUCAGAAUUAAAAACAUCAUGUUAUGUUUUCAAGGAUUUAGUGUUGGGGUAUAUUCAAGAUUUGUUUAGUUUUGAUAAAGCUCGUUACACAACAGUAGAAGACUUAGCAGCAGAUAUAUUAUCAAUCGCUAAACAAACUAGUGAAGUGGCUGCAGAACAAUUAUCAUCUUGACGUUUUUCAUGGUUUAUAUGAAAUCGACAAUCGUUUAAUUGAAAAAAUUUUGAGAAGAUGGGUUUUAAAAAAAAUACAACUCAUUGGACUAAGUGGAAAAGAGACAUCAUAAAAUCAUUUCUGUCAGUUUGUAGUGAACUCAAGUAAUUAGAAAUACAGAAUUUGCUCGCCAGAUAUUCUCAUUUCUAGAAGAAAAUUACAGUACAGUAAUCACUCUUUAUAAUGUUUUCAUGAAAUCGAAAUUCUAAAUUUAGAUAAGCAGAAGUGAAGUUGGCUUAUUGAAGAGAAACAAUAUUAAUAAUGGCAGUAUUACCUUAUCGAACAGAUUCAUAAAGACGGUAUCGUCUUAUUGAAGAGAAACGAUAUUGAUAUUAAUGAAAAGAUUGAUAAAGACAGUAUCAUCUUAUCGAAGAGAAACAAUAUUGAUAAAGAUAGGAUUAUCUUAUAGAUUUAAUUAAAAUACUGAACUUUGAUUAUGAUAUAAUACAAUAUGAAUUGUGUGCUUGUAAUAUACAAUAAACAAUACUAGCCACUACGGUAAAUAAAUUAUUUGUGUUUACCUUCGUCAUUCAAAAUCUGUCUUCAUUAGACAACUGUUGAAAAGUAAGACGUUAAACUCCAUUACAUUUCGUCUUUCAAAAAUAUGCAUAUUUGGAUAUUAAAAUAAAAGUAAAGCUUAUCAUGAUUGUAUGCUUGUAAUAUACAAUAAAGAAUGCUAGCCACUAUGGUGAAUAAAUUAUUUGUGUUUACCUUUGUCAUUCAAAGCCUGUCUUCAUUAGACAACUGUUGAAAAGUAAGACGUUAAACCCCAUUUCAUUUCGUCUUUCAAAAAUAUACAUAUUUGGAUAUUAAAAUAAAAGUAAAGCUUAUCAGAUAACCGACACCUUCCCGUGCUGAAAGUGACAGUGUUGAAAAGAAAUGUAGGAUGGAAUUGUUAUGCCAACAAGACCUGUCAUUAUUUCAUCUGUCAAAAUUAUUGUAGCUUUAUAUGUUUGUAGCAUCGUCAAAAUUUUCAAAUAAAUAAGAUUCAAUGUU